Sodiomyces alkalinus F11 is the source of this 430-nucleotide messenger RNA. RefSeq lists its product as hypothetical. NCBI's taxonomy places the organism in Eukaryota, Fungi, Ascomycota, Sordariomycetes, Glomerellales, Plectosphaerellaceae. The coding region runs from base 14 to 388 and encodes 124 amino acids. The record is from RefSeq and is a predicted model, not a curated record. The transcript has a single exon.
GCUGACUGACCAGAUGUUUCCUCCGCAACGUCCAAGUCCGGCCAGAAGCCCCCAAGUAGUGAAGCUUUUUGUUGGGCCGCUUGGGCUUGGUAUGCACGACAUUCCCCGCCCACCCGCUUCGUCUUCGCUUUUUUUUUAUCCCUUCAACGGCGAAAAGAAGAAUAAGAAAAGAAAGAAAAAGAGGUUGGGAGAGGGGGCGGUUGGCCAGGCUAUGUUCCGCAAGCCAUCUUCUUAUCGAUCUCCCACUCACUGCUUGACUCUAUGUACUAAACAGCCGGGCCGGUUAGCACCCAGCCUAGCGACGGGUGUUGCUAGUUUAUUUCGACGUCUGACAGAGGAGACGCCGGUUUCCUUGGUAAAUCCGAUGUCCGAGGUACGUGGAGGUUAAGGUCGCAUGUCAUAGAGAUCGUGCGGAAGCCCGGUACCAAGG